This is a messenger RNA of Myxozyma melibiosi, 1869 nucleotides long. Its product is annotated as eukaryotic translation initiation factor eIF2A-domain-containing protein. The coding region runs from base 1 to 1869 and encodes 622 amino acids. Gene Ontology annotation, cellular component: cytosolic small ribosomal subunit. The record is from RefSeq and is a predicted model, not a curated record. The transcript is spliced from 4 exons. Gene Ontology annotation, molecular function: tRNA binding; mRNA binding; protein binding. NCBI's taxonomy places the organism in Eukaryota, Fungi, Ascomycota, Lipomycetes, Lipomycetales, Lipomycetaceae. Gene Ontology annotation, biological process: translational initiation.
AUGUCUUCAAUACCUCAACUUUUCUAUCGGACGUCAAAGACCAUAGGUCUGAUAGAUUCCGCUCCCCGCUACGCCGAGGUCUCUGAUUUCCAAAAGCCCUCCGGUACAACCCGUACAUGUCGUUACUCCCCAUUCGGUGGCCUUUUUGCCUACACCACCGUCGAAUCCGUCGUCGUCGUCGAAUCCUCAACCGGUCGCUCGCUGCAGACCAUUGAACUGGCCAAUGUCUACGAGCUCGCGUUCUCGCCUAAGGGCACCUACUUAUUGACCUGGGAGCGUCCACUCAAGGUUGAAUCGGGCCAGCCUCCGCAUGCAAACUUGAAGAUUUUCGAGGUUGCUACUGGAAAUAAUCUGGCGCAGUUUGUCCAAAAGGCUCAGACAAUGGCAUUAAUAGAGAUGAAGAUAGAGAUGAAGACUUAUGGAUUGCUAAUUUUUUUGUCUAGAAACUUCCAAUUCACGUACGAUGAGAAGUUCUGCGCCCGACUUGUACCGAACGAGCUCCAGUUCUUCGAGACCUCGAAGCUAGGUUCUCCUUCGACCCAAAAGCUGAAUCUGGACGGUAUCGCAUCAUUUGCUCUCUCGCCCGGAAACAGCUAUAACGUUGCCGUCUUUGUGCCAGAGCUCAAGGGAAAGCCGGCGCUUGUCAAUGUCUACAACGCGCCCAGUUUUGCAAAGCCCUUGUCGAGCAAGUCGUUGUUCAAGGCCGAGAAAGUGGUCUUGAAAUGGAACAAGCUGGGUACGAGCUUGAUCGUCUGGUCACAGACCGAAGUCGACCAGACCGGCAAGAGUUAUUAUGGCGAGUCUAAUCUCUAUCUGCGGGGUAUCGCUGGCAACUUUGACUGCCGGAUCGAUCUCGAUAAAGAAGGUCCCAUUCACGACGUCGCCUGGUCGCCGGACUCGCGUGAGUUUGCGGUCGUGUACGGAUACAUGCCCGCGAAGACGAUGAUUUUCAACAACCGAGGCGAGACGAUUCGUACGCUGCCUCUGGGCCCGCGCAACACCAUACUCUACUCGCCACACGGCAAAUACUUGAUUGUCGCUGGCUUUGGAAAUCUCCAGGGAGAAGUCAACGUUUACGAUCGGCUGGCGGAUUUCAAGAAAGUCGCCACCAUCGACGGCUCCAACACGAGUGUCUGCGAAUGGUCUCCCGACGGGCAAUAUCUCAUGUUUGCUACCUGCUCUCCCCGUCUGCGUGUCGACAACGGCGUCAAGAUCUUCCAUGUCUCGGGCAAGCUUGUCUAUGUGAACGAGAUGGCGGAGCUGUUUGCUGCCUCGUGGAGGCCCGAGCCAGCGGAGACGUAUCCCCUGCGCUCGGCGGAUAUCAUUCCCGAGGCGCACGCGUCUGCUGCGUUGGUUGAAGUCAAGGCUCCCGUGAAGGCGGCGGGCGCGUACCGUCCGCCUCACGCUCGCGGGAGUGCUACGCCGCUGCAUUUCAAGCGCGAGGACGAAGGUGGACUGGCGUUCAGUCCCCAGGAUUCCGAUCGCCUGCAAAAACAGCGCGACGAGAUGCUGUCCAAGUCUGCGUUGAAGAACAAGAAGAAGCGAGAGGCGAAGAAGGCAAAGGAGGAUGCCGACAAGGCGCAGAAGGAUGCCGCGCCGACGACGUCUCCGACCGCUUCCUCGAACGCGACCGCCGAGGCUUCUCCUGUUGCUCCACCGCCUGGUCUUUCUGCUCCCAAGAACGGCAUGACGUUUGAGAAUCCGCAGGACGAGAAGAAGUACCGCGGUCUGAUGAAGAAGUUGCGCGCGAUCGAGGAUCUCAAGAUGCGACAGGCCGCGGGCGAGAAGCUCGAGGAUACGCAGCUGGCCAAGAUCAAGACCGAGGACACUGUGAAAAAGGAUUUGACUGCGCUGGGGUGGACUGAAUAA